This is a messenger RNA of Pelobates fuscus (common spadefoot toad), 1844 nucleotides long. Its product is annotated as BPI fold-containing family C protein-like. NCBI's taxonomy places the organism in Eukaryota, Metazoa, Chordata, Amphibia, Anura, Pelobatidae. The record is from RefSeq and is a predicted model, not a curated record. The transcript is spliced from 16 exons. The coding region runs from base 86 to 1516 and encodes 476 amino acids. Gene Ontology annotation, molecular function: lipid binding.
UUGUGUAGAAAAGAAGUGGCUGCAUUCAUUUAGUGCCGAGAUUGGAAGAGGAGCCAAGACAGCAAAAUAUAUAUAGUCAUUUGCCAUGAUGCAGUACUUUGGGUCCAUCACAUCUAUCUUUUUGGUGCUGCUCAGUCUGUGUUCAGCAGAUAAUCCUGGGUUGAAAGUCAAGAUGACUAAAAAGGGCUUGGAUAAGGGAGUGGAAUAUGGAAUGCAUAGUCUGAUCUCACAGUUAAAAGCGACGGCAAUCCCUGCCAUCAAUGGAAGUGUAACCAUGGGAGAGGAUUCAAUGAAUUAUGGAUUUACAGAUACACGAAUUGUGGAUUUUAAAUACUCAAGCAUCUCCUCAACUUUUGUGCCUGGGACGGGCAUACAGAUUUCUAUUCAAGGUGGACGUGCAACACUCAAUAGUAAUUGGGAAGUAACUGGCUGGUUGAUCACUGAUAGCGGUACUUCUAUACUGACGCUGUCAGAAAUGACAGUCACCUUUGUUUUUGGAAUGCGACUCACCGAAUCAAGCAAACCAUCCAUAUAUACUGUUAGCUGCCAGUCAGAUAUUAUUGGAGUAAAUCUCACAAUGGAGGGGGGAGUUGACUAUAUUUACGAUGCUGUUAAAAAGCCAAUGACGAAGAUGAUCCGCAAAGACAUUAACCAGCAGAUGUGUUCAUUGCUGAGAGGACAGAUGCAGCGUUGGGAUGAAUCUCUAAGCAACUUAAAUUUAAAUGUUUCUAUUGAUUUCCUUAUGGGUGUGGAUAUGUCUCUUAUGAAUAACCCAGUAUUUACAGAACAGUUUGCAGAAGUAGAUUCAAAGGCUAUGUUCUACUCAACUGUAAACAAGACCAACACUGUUGUCCCUUCAUCAGCCAUGUCUCUUGAUUGUAAAGCUGAUUCCAUGCUCUGUGCUGGAAUAUCAGAAGCCUCACUGAAUUCCGCCAGCCUUGCUUACUAUUCUGGAGGUGGCUUUUUCUUUCACCUGUCAAGACUCUUUGAUUUUAACGGUAAAAUUAAAUCAAAGAUAUCAGGUCUAUUAACAGAGCUUUCUCAGCGUUUUUCAAAGCCGAAAAUAGAGUUUGUUUCGUUAUCAGCUUCCAAAGCGCCUACCGUCAUUCUGCUACCAAACAAUGCGACAGUGGGAUUUUCUGGGUAUCUUAAUGCUUAUGUCCUACUCCAAAAAUCCAAAAGAGAAAAUCUUUUUACUGCACACAUGGAUAUCAGCGUCAGUGCAAAGUUAUCUUUAUCAGACAGUAAUCACAAGUCUGGACAGAACCUCACCGGAUCUGUAAGUCUAAACAGAUUUGAUUUAAAACUGGAACAGAUUGAGUCAGAGGACAAACAUAGAGAAGAAGACAUUAAGAAGAUUUUUGAAGAGGACUUAAUAACACUGAUAAAUGAGAAACUAAAGGUUGGAUGGAAUAUUCCAUUUCAUUUAGUGAACAAUACGUCUUCAGACAUUAAACAGGGUUUUUUGGUGCUGAACUCGGAUCUGAUCUUUGAAUCUGUGAAAAACAUUUUUUGAUGGCGAAGAAUUUAAUGCCCUCAAAUUUUCAACAAACAGCUUUCAGAAGGAUUUGUACAGGAAUCUAAUAUAAGAAAAACAUUGUGUGCAUCAACAGAAAGCCAUGAACACUAUAGAUACACUAUAAAACACUCAAAUCCAAAUGAAAUAUUUUGUAGCAUUUUUUAAUAUUAAGUUACAGUAUUUAUGUUAAUUAAUAUUUGUGAGACAUAUGGUGUAAAAAAUAUUUCAACAGAUUAAAAAUGUAAAAAUAAUAGAUGUGUUGCAGUAUAUGGUAAUGGGUUUUUACUGAACAAACAAUACAUAUUAAAAUAAAAGCUUUCAAGAA